Molecule: messenger RNA, 2187 nt
Organism: Antrostomus carolinensis (chuck-will's-widow)
Lineage: Eukaryota; Metazoa; Chordata; Aves; Caprimulgiformes; Caprimulgidae
Product: disintegrin and metalloproteinase domain-containing protein 20-like
Biological process (GO): male gonad development; proteolysis
Cellular component (GO): sperm head plasma membrane; external side of plasma membrane; plasma membrane
Molecular function (GO): metalloendopeptidase activity
Source: RefSeq, a predicted model, not a curated record
AUGGAGUUCCUGCUGGGGCUUCAGGUGCUACUGGGCCUGGUGGGGUGCCUCACCGCCCUGGAGGAGCUGUCUGGGGAUCUGCGGGUCACUGCCACCUGGGUGACAGUGCCCCGGGAGUUGAGCCCCCGGGCCGACAGCAACCCCCUGGCUGUCUCCUACUGGCUGGAGGUGGAGGGGCGGCCAUGGAUGCUGCGCCUGCGGCCCAGGAGGGGCCUGAUCUCCCACCCCUUCACCUUGGUCACCUACAGCAAGGAUGGAGCCCGCUGGGAAGAGCACCCCUUUGUGCAGGACAGCUGCUUCUACCAGGGCGAGGUGCAGGGGAGCCCUGGCUCCCUGGUGGCCCUCAGCACCUGUGGAAGGGGCCUGCGCGGCAUGCUCUGGGUGGAGGAUGGCACCUACGAGAUCAAGCCCAUCCCUGACGAUCCAGCCUUCCGACACGUCCUCUACCGCGUGGAGGAGGCCAACAGCCCUGUGGGUCCCACCUGUGGGCUGACCCUGAAGGAGCUGCAGCACCAAGAGGCUUUACUGCCCUGGUUCAAGGCCCCCUGGGCAGAGAGGGAGGAGGAGAUGCUGAAGGACUGGUGGACGCACACCAGGUAUGUGAAGAUAGUAGUGGUUGUGGAUAAUGUGCGGUUUGUGAAGUCGGGCAGGAACGAAUCUGAAGUCUUGAGGCAAGUCAUAGAAGUCAUCAACAUUGGGGACUCUCUGUUUGAACAGCUUUCUGUUCAGCUGUUUCUUGUGGGAUUGGAGAUCUGGACCGAAAGCAACCUUAUAAACAUUACAAAUUCUGUUGGCAAGGUACUUGACGACUUUAACAAAUGGCGAAAGUCAGACCUGUCUCCACGAAUGCGCCAUGAUACUGCUCACUUAUUUGCAUUUCAGAGUUUUGGAAAGAGCCUGGGAUUGGCGUAUCUGGGGUCCAUGUGUGAUAACCAGUGGUCAUCAGCAGUUGCUUCCUUCACUGAUAGGAAGUUGUCCUCAUUUAUUAUCACAUUUGUCCAUGAGCUGGGCCAUGGUCUUGGGAUGCGCCAUGAUGGACAGGGCUGUAAAUGCAGACGGAAGAAAUGCAUUAUGCAUGAAAGUGAAGCUGACACUGAUGCGUUCAGUGACUGCAGUUACAAAGACUACUUUGAUCUGCUUGGGCGUGGCGCCAGCUGCAUUCGUCAACCACCAGCACCUGGCACUUUCUAUACCAUGAAGCGUGAAUAUUGUGGGAAUAAGGUAGUAGAAAGAGGAGAGCAAUGUGACUGCGGAUCAGAAUCAAACUGCAGAAAGGAUCCUUGUUGUCAUCUGAACUGUACAUUUACUGCAGGUUCAGUCUGUGCUUCUGGAAAGUGCUGCAAGAGCUGUCAGGUCCUUCCAGCAGGAACGCUCUGCAGAGCAAGUACUGGUAACUGUGACCUGCCAGAGUAUUGCAAUGGGACUUCCCCUCAGUGCCCACCAGAUGUGUACAUGCAAGAUGGAACUCCUUGUAAAGAUGGUGCUUAUUGCUAUCGAGGAAAAUGUUCUUCCCACAGUAAACAGUGCCAGCAGCUCUUUGGCAAACAAGCCAGGGCUGCUCCUGUAGAUUGCUUCAAAGCAGUGAAUACUCAAGGUGACCGGUUUGGGAAUUGUGGUAUUCGUAACAAUAUCCAUUUUACAAAAUGCAGUAUUGAGAAUAUCUUAUGUGGUAGGAUCCAGUGUGAAAACAUACACAGGUUGCCUUUCUUGCAGAACCAUGUAACACUAGUCCAAACCCCUGUUGGAGAUAAAAAGUGUUGGGGUCUUGACUAUCACAUAGGGAUGCCAAUAGCUGACGUGGGGGCUGUGGAAGAUGGCACGCCAUGUGGUAGUGAUAAGCUUUGUAUCAACAGGACAUGUACCAGCAUAUCACUGCUGAACUACGAUUGUAAUGUGACAGUGUGUCACAACAGAGGAGUGUGCAACAAUCGGAAGAACUGUCACUGCAGGUAUGGCUGGGCUCCUCCAUAUUGUGAAUGGGAAGGACUUGGAGGGAGCGUUGACAGUGGACCCCCUCCAGCCAGGGAGAAUUUCCAGAAAGCAAAGACGGGCGUAAUAGCACUUAGCCUGCUUUUUGUCUGUAUCCUUGGAAUAAUCCUUACCAUACGUUAUAAACAUGAAAUAGUGGGAUGGCUUAGGAGGAAAAGGCCCAGUUCCACAGAAGAAGAUAGCAGCUGUUUCAAAUAG